This is a messenger RNA of Punctularia strigosozonata HHB-11173 SS5, 381 nucleotides long. RefSeq lists its product as uncharacterized. The annotation marks the transcript as partial. The transcript has 2 exons. The record is from RefSeq and is a predicted model, not a curated record. Lineage: Eukaryota; Fungi; Basidiomycota; Agaricomycetes; Corticiales; Punctulariaceae.
UUGUGGAGACUCCUCCAGCAUGACAUGUCUGCUUCUCGGGAUACACCUGGUCAUGAUCUCCCUACGGCUCCUCCUCCAGCACCUGUCGAUAAGAGUAACAUAUCUGCUCGCAUGCUUCUGCACGAUACGCAAGCUCAGUUGGAAAGAUUCUCUCAUCGUGCCGACCUGCUUCUCCAGGGCGUUGACGAUGUGAAGGCGGGUACUUCAACGACACAGGCGCUCUUCAAACAAGAUCGCGAAGCUCUAGUUGAUGAAUUUGUUAGGAUAGCCUCCAGAUGCCAGAAGGAGCUCCGUUUAUGCUUAGGCGAACCCGCUCAAGCUUCAAAACUCAACGAAGCCACCAUGCUGCUCAGCACGACGGAUUCUCGCUUAUCAGCUUUG